CCCAGAGGCUUCGGCGGAACUCGUAGCGCACCAUUCACAUCUCGCCCUCUUGGUCCUUGACCUGCCCCGACAUGCCCCCCCGUCUCUUUUGGCCCUUGCUGACCGUGGCUUGCAAGCUCCCACACAUCACUCCACCAUCCUCCAAGGCCGACCUUCGGCUUUGCGACAUUCCAAAUCACCGACUGUUCCUUUCACACAACCCAGCUUGGCCUGCUCAUUUCUGACUGGUUCCAAACCAAAUAAAAUUCCCAUUCCCACCACCGACGGACUAUUUGCGCACUAGACUCGUUACGGUUUGGGAGUUCUUCCGCCCUUACUUCGAAAAGCCAUCUCUUGCGGAAGACACACAUUUCCCUGUCCUACCAAUAAGACGUCGUUCACCCUCAGAAGAAAAUGUCCGAGCGAGGUCAUUUUCGUGGAGGUGGCCGAGGGGGCGGCGGAAGAGGAGGAAGGGGCGGAGGAGGCGGUCGAGGUGGUGGUGCAGGCGCCUCUUCGCAACAGUCCAACCAACCGCACGAAAAGCCCAAGAAGGAGAACAUCCUAGACUUGGCCAAAUACGUCGAGAAGCAAAUCAAUGUGAAAUUCAAUGGUGGAAGAGAAAUUGUCGGCACGCUCAAAGGCUACGAUCAAUUAAUGAAUCUGGUGUUAGAUGACGUCAAAGAGACCAUGAGAGAUGACGAGGGGAACGAGACAACUCGACCGCUGGGGCUCGUCGUCGCCCGCGGCACAUUGCUCGUCCUGAUAUCCCCGCUUGACGGGAGUGAGGAGAUUGAGAAUCCUUUUCAACAACCCCCAGAAGAGUGAUAUUGGAAGAGCACCAAAAUCAGAUUUCUGCAACCACGAACUCGAACUCCAGAGAACCGCACAUUAUCCUGCUCUAUUUUUCUCACCAGAGAUUUGGCGCCCAGCCCGAGGUCUCCAGGCCAUCGGUUGCCUGUGCUCAACAAGCAAACGUGACGCGCGAAACGUUUCCGACACCAGAUUCGAAUGUGUUGUUUGCGCUCAAAGACCGUGAAACGUGGGGACGCUGGGGGCAUUCCCCGACCGAGGUCAUGACUGGAUUUGGUCGAAAGCAGUGGGAGCUAUUCAUCGAGCUCAACAGCAGAGUGACAAAUGGAGAUUUAUGAUUUUUUUGUGUGUUGUAUGUCUCACUGCUACCUUCCUAAUCUUUGGCCUUUCUCUCCCAAGAUCACAAUCGUCUUCUCCCAUAUCAAAGUUCCAUCACUUCUGCAAUGAGUGUCGGUCCUCUUGCUCUUUCCUUGUAACAGAU
Molecule: messenger RNA, 1270 nt
Organism: Cladophialophora immunda
Lineage: Eukaryota; Fungi; Ascomycota; Eurotiomycetes; Chaetothyriales; Herpotrichiellaceae
Exons: 3
Coding region: 394-804 (136 amino acids)
Biological process (GO): nuclear-transcribed mRNA catabolic process; mRNA splicing, via spliceosome
Cellular component (GO): catalytic step 2 spliceosome; spliceosomal tri-snRNP complex; U2-type prespliceosome
Molecular function (GO): RNA binding
Source: RefSeq, a predicted model, not a curated record